CAUUAUCAUCCAUUUCUCCUUCUACGUACACAUUAGUAAUCGCCUUAAGUUUCAUAUAAUUUUAGAGUUCAUCAUUUGAGAUGAUUUAUUGAUGUCAUUUACAUACAUGGAGUCCAAAAAUCUCUUAUUUUAUGUCUCUAUCAAAUUUGUUUCAUAAGCGGGGUAAUAUAUAUUUUUUAUCCAAAUAUUUUUCAGAUUCUUUUAUAUUAUACAAAUCUAUUAAAAUACUAUUAAUUAGAUAAAUCUUUCAUAAUGCAUCAAAAUACUAGCUAUUUUUACGUUAUCGUGAAUAAUUUUGUAACCCUUUUCUUAGUUAAAUACUAAAAUUUUGGAAUGUUGACCUUCAUGUGUAUCUUCCAAGUCAGUAUCAUGUUGCCAAGUCAAUAUUACGAACAAAUAAAAUUGCUAACCGAAAGUUAACAUUUGGCUAAUUCUUACUAUUUCGAUAGAUUUGGCUAAUAAAAAAUUCCAAAAAGGUUUGAAUAAUUAGAAAUUACUCUUUCAUAAAAGAAUAAACAAAAUUUUCUACCAAAAAGAAAGAAUAAACGAAUUAUGAUCAUCAAUUCGUGGCCUAUAAGAUUCAACAAUUUGCCAACGUUCUUAGGAGAAUUGUAAUUUGUCUAUAGUAGCUAGAGUGCCUGCACUUAAGUUAAAAGCUCCACUGUAGUACUAACAUCACAUAUAAUUAAACCCCCUCAAUUAUUAACAAAACCUUAAUUAGUGUUUCUUUCUCACCCAUAUCUCCUAACAUCCUUUACGUACGAAAGUUGAAAAUGGAAGAUAACAUAUGUUUAGUGGUUGCCUCUCCAAAGUGACGAAGUUUCCAAAUCAUAUACCUUCAACAGCAAGUCAUCACUCAUGCAAACGGAUAAAGAUAUAUCCUCACAAAAUUAGCUUCACAAUCACUCCUCCAAACUAUAUAGCUUCAACCAAUGAUCACUAGGCAUGCAACUCCUCAAACCCUAAUACUCGUUUUCUCUCAAGCAAACACAAGUACUAAAUACUAAUCGACAAUUAUGGGUAGCUUCAUAGGGCAUGUCUUGCCAGGCAUUGCCUUCUAUGUAUUUGGCUUGUGGCAUCUCUUCAACAACACAAAACUCCACUUCCAAAACAAAGCCUCCUUCACAACAUCUGCAUGGUUCCCCACAUCAAGGCUCAGGUACUUGGAGCUCAUCUUGAUAGUCAUUGGGAGCUCCAUCUCUGUCUCCAUGGAGCUCUUUAUCGGCCCCAGAAAGCACCAACCAUUUGAUGCAGACGGGACCAUCCCUUCGAACCAUCUACGCAACUUUGAACACUCCUCUAUCUCAAUGUACUUUGCAACCUAUGGCAUUCUCGCCAUUCUCCUCGACAAGUCAGUGCAAGGUUCAACCCUUUGGGACAACAAUAUUGCAAAUCGAAAGGAUUCCCACCUGCGUGAUCAUGUUCAAGGCCUCACUCUCCUAGCUGCAUCUAUGUGCUUCGGUCUCGAGCUCUUCAGCUUCCACUUCCACUCCACCGAUCACAUGGGGGUCGAAGGUCAAUACCACUUGCUUCUUCAGAUUGUGGUGGUGGUCUCUUUUGCAACAACCCUAAUCAGUGUUGGCCUCCCUGGGAGUUUCCUUGUGAGCUACGUAAGGUCUGUAAGCAUUAUGUGCCAAGGCGGGUGGUUCAUAGUCAUGGGGUACAUGCUUUGGACUCCUGAAUUGGUGCCUAAAGGGUGCAUGAUUCACCGAGAAGACGGGCACGAAAUUGUUAGGUGCUCGGGGGAGGAGUCGUUGGAAAGAGCCAAAUCGUUGGUGAACAUCUUCUUUAGCUGGUUCCUCAUCGGGUUCACCACUGGCGCCAUCUUGUUUUAUGUCUGCAUGGUUAACUGUUAUUCGCCUAAGUAUUAUAACAAUGAGAUCACUAUUGGUGCCAGUGCUGCCUAUUGUUGCUUGCCAACCAAGCAAGAAGGUUGUGAUGAGUUUGAAGGAGAGCCGUUGGAGCACCACAUUGAAUUGCAAAAGAAAACUAGAUUUGUGGGGAAAUAGUAGCUGUGUAGUAGAGUUUGUGAAUCAUGGUCCUAAGAUUUGGAAGUAAAGAUAUCAUAUACUGGUAAAGUAUUGCUUUUGUUGUACAAGGAGUAGUAUUGUGGGAUAUAAGAGAAGGGAAUAAGGUUAUAGGUAACGGUUUAAAUUUGGGAAGUCCAAGUGUUUGGACUUUGGAGGGUUCUAAUUCUAUGGUAGAUAGGUAGAAGGGUUGCUUUGAAACGAUUCUUGUUUUCUCUUGUCUUAUAAAUUUCUAGUUGGUUUACGUAGCUUGUGAAGGUGGGAAUGGAGUGUCCAAUUCCAAGCCAAUGGUUGACCCAAAGAUGGAAGCCAUAUAUGCCGAAUAAACUAGAGAUGGAAAUUUAAGGCACGGCAAUGGCAUAUAUAUAUAUAGUAGUCUUUCAUGCUUUCUAGAAAUAUAAUGGCCGGUUUUCAAAUGGCUACUUGUCACACACUCAACUAAAAGCUAUAACUUCUUGAGGCUAUCAUCUUUGAUUAGUGAUCAGCUGAUAAUGACCUAAUUGCUUGCAUGUGUUGAAGUUAAUUAGAUUUUUGGCAGACGAAGUAGAUAUAUACGAGAUUCAAAUAUUAGAAGUUUACGUUAAUUUGAAGAAGAAAAAAAUCGAUAAUAGACAAUAAAAAAAACUGUGUGAGAUUGAAAUGAAUUUACCUUAAAGUAUAGAAAUGAAUAUGUAGUACGAUUCUUUCAUAAUGUAAAAACACGUGGUAGUGAAAUCAAACUUAUAGUAUAUGAUUUUCGAUAAAUAAUUAUUAUAUGGGUAUUUUUGGAUUACAUGUUUUGGAAUUUAUAAUAUUUAUCUCUAUUGCUUAUGGCCCUGUGCCACUGUCUUCUUCUGCUUGAUUAAUUAUCACUCUGGGGAAUGGGGUUGGUAUGAAUCUGUUGGCUACCUCCUGCUUUAGUAAUUUGGUUUUGUUGGGAAAGAUAUCUAUAUCUGAUUAAUUAAUUCUUAAUGACAUGAUGAUUUUGUUUUGGGAAUUUGGAGUGAAGAUUAGGGAAAACGAUGGGAAGCUUUUCUUCUGUCACAAGUAAUUAAUAUUGGGUUUGUUUUCCCCCGCACUGUUUAACAAAAGUAAUGGUCACAUUAUUAGCCAUCGAUCAGGGUCCUAUGGUCCUUUUCUCUUCCAUACACAUUAGUAAUCGCCUUUUAAGUUUCAUGGAAUUUGGGAGACAUUUGAGAUUAUUUAUUGAUGUCGUUUACAUACAUGGGAUGACGACAAAAAAUAAACUACGUAUGUUUAGGUUGAUCAAGGAAGUUAAAUUCAACUUAGAACAACACUUGAGGAUGAGUUUUAGUUUAGUGUUUUUGGGUAUAGAUCGAGGAGAUCUGACAGGUUAAGAGAAUAUAGAGAGUCCCAUUUUUGUGAGGGAAGAAAGAGAGAGGAAGUCCCCCCUCGUAGAGAUUUUUUUUAGGCUAGAGCUUGAUUUAGCUCUAGCUUGAGUUUUUCGCUAUUGAUUUAGCUCUCUUUAAUUUGGACCUGUCUUGGGCUCAAACGUAACUGAGUUUCUGAGAUUAUGGCAUAAAGAUCUUUUGUUUAUGUCUUUAACAACGUCUUUUGAUAAAAAAGAGUAAAAUAUUAUGAUAAGCAAUUCGAAAAUGUGCCAACGUUUAGGAGAUUUGUAAUUUAUUGGGUUAUAGGUAUAAUAUCCCUUCUACUAUGUCAUUUUAUCAAACAUGCCCAUUAACUAUUUUUUUAAUCAAUUAUGCCCUUGUAUUUUGGGAAAAUGAUCAAACAUGCCAUUUUGUCAAAAUUUAGAUCCAAAAACCGUUAACCACGGUCGAACUUUGGUUUGUAUGACAUAAAUCUCUAAAAUAUCCCUACUAAUUUCAUUAUAGAAUUUUUUUGGCUCUUUUGUAUAGCCAAAUAAUUCUAAUAAUUUUAC
Molecule: messenger RNA, 3909 nt
Organism: Linum trigynum
Lineage: Eukaryota; Viridiplantae; Streptophyta; Magnoliopsida; Malpighiales; Linaceae
Source: the annotation of a GenBank genome assembly